This is a messenger RNA of Hibiscus syriacus, 998 nucleotides long. RefSeq names its product deSI-like protein At4g17486. NCBI's taxonomy places the organism in Eukaryota, Viridiplantae, Streptophyta, Magnoliopsida, Malvales, Malvaceae. The record is from RefSeq and is a predicted model, not a curated record. Bases 99 to 770 code for a protein of 223 amino acids. Gene Ontology annotation, molecular function: deubiquitinase activity. The transcript has 4 exons. Gene Ontology annotation, biological process: protein deubiquitination.
AUAUACUUGUACACUAAUAAACAAGGAAAAGAUUUCGUGGAGAAUUGUGGAAAUCUUUUGUUUUGCAAACCUUUUUCUGUGUUAAUAUAAAGGGGGAAAUGGGGACAGCGAAAGUCUCUGAUUCCAGCUCUGGGAAUCGAAGUGCGAGAAAUCACAAUGAAACCGAUGUGAUUUUGAAUGUCUAUGACCUCACUCCUUACAAUAAUUACACUUAUUGGUUUGGUUUCGGGAUUUACCACUCCGGUAUUGAAGUUCACGGGAAAGAGUAUGGGUUUGGGGCCCAUGAUUUUCCAAUAAGUGGAGUUUUUGAAGUGGAACCAAGAAGCUGCCCUGGUUUUAUUUAUCGAUGUUCCAUCUCAUUAGGACGCAUAAACAUGCUUUCCUCGGAAUUCAGAUCAUUUAUCGAGGAUGUAGCUUCCGAGUAUCAUGGAGAUACUUACCACCUCAUCUCCAAGAACUGUAAUCACUUUACGGAUGAUAUGGCACUUAGAUUGAUGGGCAAAUCUAUCCCUGGAUGGGUGAACCGGAUGGCUCGACUAGGUUCAUUAUGCAGUUGUUUGCUUCCUGAAAGCCUUCAAGUAACUAAAGUGAAGGAGUUGCCUGAAUACCACGACAUAGAAGAUGGAGUUGAAUCUGCCUCAACUUCCACCCCCCGCGAUUCACCUGAAAUUGACGAUACAGAUCAAGAGAAGCACUUAUUCUCAUCAAAUGAUGGAAAUUCGGAAAUAUCGUUUAUUAAAGAAGCCCAAGGGUGUUGCAAGAUGCCUUAAGCGAAGGGUUAUUAUGAUGGUCUUCGCCAAAUUUGAAGCAGAGUUGCUGAGCUUGCAAUACUAGCACGCCUUUUGUUUGAUGUUAGUGUCUUCUUUUCUCCCAUUGUUAUUAUUUGAGCAGAAGAAUCUGACUCUUGAAAUAUAGUUUGUUGUUAAUGCUUGUACGGGUGGUUACAUUGAACUCAUGGACCCCAAAUGGGAUUUACAGAGAAUUUAUUGUGAGGUUUU